Hippoglossus stenolepis (Pacific halibut) is the source of this 973-nucleotide messenger RNA. It is a transcript of the gene plac8.2, whose product is annotated as placenta associated 8, tandem duplicate 2. NCBI's taxonomy places the organism in Eukaryota, Metazoa, Chordata, Actinopteri, Pleuronectiformes, Pleuronectidae. The transcript has 5 exons. The record is from RefSeq and is a predicted model, not a curated record. Gene Ontology annotation, biological process: positive regulation of transcription by RNA polymerase II. The coding region runs from base 243 to 557 and encodes 104 amino acids.
UUGAAGCUGGCUGAGGUGUGUUUAUUGCCGUAUGUUUUCUGGGCUUGGUGUGGGUGGGUGUAUUAAGGGGACUUCCUUUGCCUGCAAUAUCUCUGCCCUAUAAACCAGUAAAGCCUAGUUAGUCACUUACUUUGACUGGUUAUAAAGACUCACACUCCCUCGUCUGUUGUCCAGGAGCCUCCGCUGUCAGCUUCACCUACCUCCACCUCUCCAACCAUCUGAGAGACGUUUUUAUCCCGAUCAUGGCUGUGACCAACCAACCAGGCAUGUUCCAGCCCUCUGACUUCCAGACCGGCGUGUGUGAUUUCUGCGACGACUGUAAAACCUGCAUCUGUGGUCUGUGUUGCUACAUGUGCCUGGGCUUCUCCAUCGCCAGUGACAUGAACGAGUGCUGCUGCUGCGGUCUGGGGAUGCCCAUCCGCAGCGUCUACAGGACCAAAUACAACAUCAGAGGUUCAAUGUGUACCGACUUCAUGAUGUCGUGGCUUUGUCCGGUCUGUGUUACCUGCCAGCUGAAGAGAGACAUUGACCGCAGAAAGGAACAAGGCAUUUUCUGAACGGAUGCUGAGAAGUCGAGAAUCUGCUUGGCCGCCGUGUUGCUGAUUCAGCCCGCUCUGUGUCUGGUGCAGUUGUUGAUUAAAUGCUAUACUGCAUGUUAUGCAGGUAAUUUACUCUUUGUGACUUUUUUAGUAUGAUCUAUAAUCCUCUGAGGUCAUUGACUGUCACAUUCUCCAGCGAGUUAAUCAUUAGCUGGCACCUCGAUGGUGGAGAAGAAGCUUCAUAAUCUACAGUUACAAUAAAGGCUAAAUAUCUAUGUUGUUCUGAGCAGUCGACUGUAUGAGAAGAUUGCUGUUGACUUCAAUUGUGCAGAAUUACCAUGAAGCUUUUCCUUUUAAUUUCACAUGGGGCUGGUUGUUCCUUGUUUUGGUUCCUGUAUUGUCCAAUGCUGCGUGAUUAAAUCAUAGUUUCCAGA